Messenger RNA from Hibiscus syriacus, 896 nucleotides. RefSeq names its product early nodulin-55-2-like. Gene Ontology annotation, cellular component: plasma membrane. Gene Ontology annotation, molecular function: electron transfer activity. The transcript is spliced from 3 exons. Bases 1 to 894 code for a protein of 297 amino acids. Lineage: Eukaryota; Viridiplantae; Streptophyta; Magnoliopsida; Malvales; Malvaceae. The record is from RefSeq and is a predicted model, not a curated record.
AUGGUAAAAGCAGAGCUUCUUACACCACAGUCAUAUGCAGAAAAGGGUGAAAGUGGUAACUAUUGUUGUUAUCACAAUGAAGAGGGACAUAAAGUGCAAGAAUGCUCUGUAUUCAGGACAUUAGUCCAGCUGAUGAUGGACCAGAAAGAGUUGGAGGAGUUUUACGAAGAAGUUCAGGAUUCCCUGGAGAGGCCAGAGCUAUGGUUAAAUAAUCAGAUCAAACGCGCAAAUUCAGAUUCAACGCUACUAAUGGCUUCCAACCCCAAGCUCAUUCUAACGUUGCUCGGCCUUCUCAUCACCACCACCACCGUCGCAACGGCUUACACCAACCACACCGUUGGCGGUGACGCAGGCUGGUUCUUCCAGUCCGUCACUAACACGUCCGCCACUAAUUACACUUCUUGGGCCACUAAUCAAACUUUCAAUCUUGGCGACUAUCUCAUCUUCAGGACCAGUACAAAUCAAACGGUGAUCCAGACCUACAAUGAAACGACGUAUCGGAACUGUACAACGGACGACGCUUUGGGCACCGAUACCUUCCAAUACAAUGGCGGCAACACAGACUUUGACCAAGCAAUGACCGUCGCGGUUCCGUUGACCAUCGAGGGUGCAAACUACUACUUCUCCGACGGUGACGAUGGUGUUCAAUGCCAGCACGGCUUGGCAUUCGAGAUCCUCGUCCGUCACGGCAAUGGGUUGCCUCCAAGCCUCAACCAGCCUCCUCCUCCUCCCUACGUCGAGCCUCCUAGUGACACAGCUCAGUCUCCUCCGGCCACGAUUAACGGCGGGACACCGUCGUUGAAUAACGACGCAGUCGGCUGCACUGACACAAGAGCGAUACUGUAUUCAGUUUUCUUUGGUGUUACAAGUUUGAUGAUAACUUUCAUGUGCUAAAC